Magallana angulata is the source of this 1880-nucleotide messenger RNA. RefSeq lists its product as uncharacterized. Lineage: Eukaryota; Metazoa; Mollusca; Bivalvia; Ostreida; Ostreidae. The record is from RefSeq and is a predicted model, not a curated record. Bases 1 to 1815 code for a protein of 604 amino acids. The transcript is spliced from 15 exons. Gene Ontology annotation, cellular component: membrane. Gene Ontology annotation, biological process: proteolysis. Gene Ontology annotation, molecular function: metalloendopeptidase activity.
AUGGAGUUUGAAAAUUAUGAGAACCAUCUACCACCUAAGACGGAUGAUAAGCCGGUGAGCUCCGCUUUACACGAAAUGAUGCACGUUGCUGGGGCAGUACAUGAACAGUCCAGGAGUAGCGAUCGCCACAGAGUCCUAAAUUUUCGUUGGGCUCAAAUUCCCAAAAUGGACGAACCAAAUUAUAUGGGUUUCGAUGUGUCCAACGCUAGACAGUACGACCUUGGCUCCAUCCUUCAGUAUCAAGUUUCUAUUUUUCUUAACGACCCAGACUUGGAAUAUCUGACCAGAUUGCGGCACAUAGACCUCUCAUUCUACGAUAAAGCAGAACUGAAUGCAUUCUACAAAUGCGCUAAUCCUGAUCACUGCGCAAUUUAUUCAACUUGUCAAAACGAUGGUUAUCUCAAGAGGGUGGGCGGUUUGUGUUACUGUGAGUGUGUGGAUGGACUCUCAGGAAGAGACUGCACAGAUGUAUUCACCUGUCCUGGAUGCGGGGGGACUAUCAACUUAACAGCCGGAGGAACAGAAAUGAUUGACAUGGUUGGGUAUAAGAAAGGCGUGAGAUGUACCUGGCUAAUCAAGGGCCCUGAGAAGACCACGAUCCAAGUCUACAUAAAUAGCUUAGGACUUCCAAUGAGCCGUAAACGCAACUGUUACCAUUAUAUAGAAAUUAGGGAUUAUCUUUCUGGAUCAAGAGGGAAAAUAAUCUGUGGAAACUCUAGUGGUGAAACAUUUACUAAGAAAAAUUUAGGCCCAACCAAUACAAUGAUCGUCCGCUUUAAUAGCUUACGAUUCAAGACCCUCGAUCCCGGGAGCGGAUUUGCUUUGACAGUGACUGCAGUGCCAUCUGCAUGCAGUAGUUCCCCUUGUAAAUAUCCUGCAACAUGUAAAAAUGGCGCGCACAUCGACAGCUUCACUUGUUUGUGUACUGAAGGAUAUUCGGGGACUAAUUGUGAUACUGUAGCAGCUAAUGCAACCGUAACAGACAGUUUUGAACGCGACUUCUCAACAUUAAUGAAACAUGGUUCUUCGAGGGUUGAUUUCAAAUGGUCCACAAAGAAGUACUGGAACUUACACGACGUUAAUAUAACAGCAUUUGAUGGUUACCUAAUGGCUAUACUCGUAAAUACUUCUCGUGCAUCUUAUUUUCCAUACGACAGUGUUGCAAAAUUAGAAACAUCUGUUGUUUUUGAAAGAGCCAAUCGAUGCCUCCGGUUUAAUUAUGCUUUAGCAAACAACGACCCUGUAGGUUUUUUUCGGACAACGCUGACGGUUAGAAUAUCUAGUGAUUCGGGAACCUCGAAUGUUGUAUUCAAUACAAGUACUGGCAACAAAUGGGCAAGUGUUGGGAUCAAUCUUCGUGCAGUCAAUAACAUGAAGAUCGUAUUUAAAGGUGUUUAUGGAUACCAGCAUCUUGCUUUGGAUAAUAUUCGCAUAACACCACUACUUUGCCGUGCAGUUAACCCCUGUGAUGAUGUUGUAUGUCAAAAUGGUGGAACAUGUGGAAUCGUUGUCAAUAAUAGCACACUCACUGCCCACUCUCAGUGCAGCUGCCAGUUUGGAUUUUCCGGACAAUACUGCGAAAAAUAUAUUUGUACAGAGGAGAGUUGUCUGAAUGGAGCAUGUUUCCCAUUGUCUUCCUCAACAUACACGUGUGAUUGUAUCGACGGGUGGAGCGGGGACAAAUGUGAUAUAUAUACAUGUGCUAAUGUCCAGUGCAAUCAAGGCCGAUGUGAGGCUCUGUCAGAAACAGAAACACGAUGUAUUUGUGAUAACGGCUGGCAUGGGCAAUUCUGUGAUAGUACGAGUGAUUAUUGACAACAGUCAUGUCUAGAGGCCUUUUCACCAUUAUUUUACAGGUUGAGAUAGUUGAAGCUUAUAUA